Molecule: messenger RNA, 375 nt
Organism: Protopolystoma xenopodis
Lineage: Eukaryota; Metazoa; Platyhelminthes; Monogenea; Polystomatidea; Polystomatidae
Source: the annotation of a GenBank genome assembly
GUUCGGCGCGAUCGUUAUGGGAGACGACGUCGCAUCAAACGAGAUCUCGUGAACAUCGAGAAGAAGGGUGUGGCUGGGCUCCGGCUUAAUUCGACAUCCACAUUUACUUCCGAAGCAGCCACCACCGCCAGCCUCACCACUUCUUGUGCUGCCACCACCUCUUCUGGUACCCCAAGUUCUUCAAAUCUAAAUACGGAUUUUUCAGAUUCUCAAUUAUCUAACCCAGCGGUAGAUGGCGUUAAACUCACAGAUAUACCACUUUCGACGAGCCCUAUUUUAGAUGAAGGUAGCAUAUUUUCGGAUAACCGCCUUUAUUUACCCCAUCUUAUUUUUUUUCAUAACGGUUUAUCUGCAUAUGGUAGUGAUACAGACUAA